AUGAAUAGUGAGGAAAGUAGACUCAAUGAAUACAAAGAGAAAACUAAAAUUGAUGGUGAAGAGCUAGUACGUAAUGUUUUUCCAAAACGUGUAUUUGAGAUGGAAGACAUAUUAGCCUCUGAUUUGUUUUUUGUCGAUGGCAAACGUGUUCACUCUGAAGUCGAUAUACCUUAUCCUGUAAAUUUUCGUCAUUUGUUAAAUUCUGGCGAUGAUACGGAUACUAUGGGUUUAAACAACAAAACCAAUAACAAUGAUACCAAUAAUAAUAAUAUUGAUAAAUUGUUGAGUGAAAAUAAAUUACGUAUACCUAAUAAAAAUGCAUAUAUUUAUUCACUGCCAAAUGGCUGCAUAUCAUACAAUAAGCAUAUCAAAGAUAUGAUUGAGAGAACUAAACCAUGCUUAACUCAACUAAUGAUUGAAGCACAAAUUGUGCGUCUAUGGGUCCAAUUUAAUAUACCACGAAUUGAAGAUGGUAAUAACUUUGGUGUUGGCAUACAAGAAGAGAUAUUGGCUGAAGCAUCAAGUAUUGAAAGAGAUGCGUGCACGUUUCUAGAUCAAGUAACAAGGUAUUAUGCUUCAAGGGGUAAACUGGUUGGAAAAGUUGCCAAGUUCCCUCAUAUAGAGGAUUAUCGUGAAUGUAUUCGAGAUAUGGAUGAGAAACAAGCAAUAACUAUGCGAUAUAUUAUAAUGGAAAUUCGCAAUCAUUAUGCUACUUUGCAUGACAUAAUAAUUAAAAAUCUGGAUCGUAUCAAGAUGCCUCGGUCUAAUAAUUCAAUCAAUAUGUACUGA
Messenger RNA from Trichobilharzia regenti, 789 nucleotides. The record is from the annotation of a GenBank genome assembly. Lineage: Eukaryota; Metazoa; Platyhelminthes; Trematoda; Strigeidida; Schistosomatidae.